CCCACGCAUGAGUGGACAUGGAGCAGGCAGGCCCUGGCAGAGGAGCAAUGGAGAACAAAGGCCUGGAAAGCUCCCAGACAGACCUGAAGUUAGUGGCCCACCCCCGCGCCAAGAGCAAGGUGUGGAAAUACUUCGGCUUCGACACCAACGCAGAAGGAUGCAUCUUGCAGUGGAAAAAAAUCUACUGUCGCAUCUGCAUGGCCCAGAUCGCCUACUCUGGAAAUACCUCCAACCUCUCCUACCACCUGGAGAAGAAUCACCCCGAGGAAUUCUGCGAGUUCGUCAAGAGCAACACCGAGCAGAUGCGGGAAGCCUUCGCCACCGCCUUCUCCAAACUGAAGCCCGAGUCGUCCCAGCAGCAGGGGGCGCAGGACUCGAUCACGGUGAAGGUGGGCCACGGAGGUGGCUUCGAGAGCAAGAGGCAGCAGGAGCUGACGGCUGCCGUCCUCGGCCUCAUCUGCGAGGGGCUGUACCCGGCCUCCAUCGUGGAUGAGCCCACCUUCAAGGUGCUGCUGAAGACGGCCGACCCCAGGUACGAGCUCCCGAGCAGGAAGUACAUCUCCACCAAGGCCAUCCCUGAGAAAUACGGAGCACUCCGGGAGGUGGUCCUGAAGGAGCUGGCCGAUGCCUCGUGGUGUGGCAUCUCCACGGACAUGUGGAGGAGCGAGAACCAGAACCGGGCCUAUGUGACCCUGUCCGUCCACUUCCUGGGUGUCAGCUCCCCCAACUGCCUGUUUGUGGGCUCCAGGUGCCUGAAGACAUUCGAGGUGCCCGAGGAGAACACGGCGGAAACCAUCACGCGGGUGCUGUAUGAGGUCUUCAUCGAAUGGGGCAUCAGUGCCAAGGUCUUUGGGGCCACCACCGACUACGGCAAGGACAUUGUGAAGGCGUGCUCCUUGCUGGACAUUGCCGUUCAGAUGCCUUGCCUGGGACAGACCUUCAACGCUGGCAUCCAGCAGGCCUUCCAGCUGCCCAAGCUGGGCGGGCUGCUUGCCCGGUGCCGCAAGCUGGUGGAAUACUUCCAGCAGUCCACGGUGGCCAUGUACAUGUUGUAUGAGAAACAGAAACAGCAGAACAUGGCCCACUGCAUGCUGGUGAGCAACCGCGUGUCCUGGUGGGGUAGCACGCUGGCCAUGCUGCAGAGGCUCAAGGAGCAACAGUUUGUCAUCGCUGGCGUCCUGGUGGAAGACAGCAACAACCAUCACCUGAUGCUGGAGGCCACCGAGUGGACCACCAUCGAGGGGCUGGUGGACCUCCUGCAGCCCUUCAAGCAAGUGGCCGAGAUGUUGUCCGCCUCCAAACACCCCACCAUCAGCAUGGUCAAGCCGCUUCUGCACAUGCUGGUCAACACCACGCUCAACAUCAAAGAGACCGACUCUAAGGAGAUCAGCAUGGCCAAAGAGGUCAUCGCAAAGGAGCUCUCCAAGACCUACCAGGAGACGCCCGAGAUCGACAUGUUUCUGAACGUGGCCACCUUCCUGGACCCCCGCUACAAGAGGCUGCCCUUCCUGUCGGCCUUCGAGCGGCAGCAAGUAGAGAACCGCGUGGUGGAAGAAGCCAAAGGCCUCUUGGACAAGGUCAAGGAUGGCAACUACAGAGCGGCCGAGGACAAGAUGUACCCUUUGCCCGAAGAACCCCCCGUCAAAAAGCUUGUGCGGACGUCCACGCCUCCUCCCACCAGCGUGAUCAAUAACAUGCUGGCUGAGAUCUUCUGCCAGACGGGUGGCGUGGAAGACCAGGAGGAGUGGCACGCCCAGGUGGUGGAGGAACUGAGCAACUUCAAGUCCCAGAAGGUUCUGGGCCUCAACGAAGACCCCCUCAAGUGGUGGUCCGACCGCCUGGCACUGUUCCCCGUGCUGCCCAAGGUCCUGCAGAAGUACUGGUGCGUGACGGCCACCCGCAUCUUCCCCGAGCGUCUCUUCGGCUCCUCGGCCAACGUGGUGAGCGCCAAGCGGAACCGGCUGGCCCCGGCACACGUGGACGAGCAGGUGUUUCUCUACGAGAACGCGCGGAGCGGGGCGGAGGCCGAGCCGGAGGAUGAGGACGAGGGGGAUUGGGGACUGGACCAGGAGCAGAUGUUCCCUUUGGGCGAUGGUGUCAACAGUGGCUUCUUCAGUAUCAGGGAUGGUGGCUUCCUGUAGGAGAAGGCGUCUUGUCUCAGGAGUGGCUGGGGACUUGGAUGCUUUGCUGUAAAUAUGGAUCUGGCCCGCGUGGUUUUGCACCUCAAAGACCAUUUGUUGGUCUUUGAAAAACCAAGAGGGAAAAAAGAAAGAGAUGGGACUUUGGUGGCCCGAAUCGAGCAAAAUGAUUAUUUUUCUUUGAGAAUUGACCUUCCCUCCUCUGUCCCCUCAUGCUCCAGAAAGGGAAAGAAACUCCCUCGAUGAGCUCUGUGUGUAGGGCCCGCCUGGAAAUUGCAAAUACUAAACUCCCCAAGAGAAGUGGAGCUGGAAGGAUGUCUUGCUUCACAGAUGCAACCUGCCAGUCAAUUUACAUUCUCCCCGGGAGGGUUUUGAAUCAAUCCAAGAAAAUUCCAGGCAGAAGAGAAAUAGCCUUUCCCAAGGGCCAUCCCUGUGACUUGAGUGAUCGGAGGGUGAAAGGAAUUCAUGUUUACAUUUUAACUUAAGCAGGAACCUGGACUCUGGGAAACUUGGAAGAGAUUCUUUAGCCGAAAUGCCCUUCUCCAAAAGAGACAAGUUUUAGGUUUGGUGAAAAGUGUUAAAAAUGAGCAUAAAACGUAGGCACUUAUAAAAAAGCAAAAAAAAGGUGUUGAAUGCAUUCUAUUUUCGAGGAUGUUGGAGGCAAUGAGUCUCCUUUCUCCUGCUUGCCAAAAUUCACUUUGUAGAUGCAGUUCCAAGCUGAGGAGCUCACAGGUCCUGAGGUUUCUUUUGUGUCUGAUGCCUGAAUGGUCCAGUUUUCCCGAGAAUCAUUUUUCUUGAGAUGAGAGUAAGUCCCCCUUUUUUGGAGACGUGUUUUUUUAAACCUGCCAGGGCCAGCUUCUUCCCAUACAUAGAGGUUUUUAGAUUUGAUGACGGAACGGACUCUUGAAUUCUCUUUUAAACUCAAUACCAUGUGGGCAAUUAAAAAAAAAAAAUUACCAGGGGAUAGUUUUACCUUGGGAGGGGAGGGUCACUGAUGGCUUUAUGACGAUUCAGGGAAAAAAGAAGAUGCUUUCCAGCAGGUGAAACUACUUUUUUUUUUACCUAGGGAAAAAUGAUUGCACUGACUGCCUUUCUCCAAGAGGCUGACGUGGGAGGGUUCUGUGCGGCUUAGAAAUAACCCAUUUCAGCGAUUGGCAGUAUUCUGCUGGGACCCCAGCAUGCCAUCAGAUUGCAGAGAUUUAAGGAGGAAACACCCACGUUUUAAUAGCUGUCGAUGCCCCCUGCCUGUGAGCCGCACAGAACUUUAUCUUUUUGUCCCCAGCCCUGUACGUUUUUAGAAAACAAAGUGUGGAAGAAAUCCGCUUAACCCAUUCUUUCUUUUUUAAGGAGAAUAGUUCCUCCCCUGGUUCCAGACCCUCAGAUCUGAGUGUUCUCAGAAGGACAGCGGGAGGCUAGGGCAGGGGUGAGUGGGGCAGGUUUGGGGAAUUGCCCCCUUUGCUCUGUGGCUGGGUGCAGCAGAUGCCUCUUUGAGCUCUAUUUUGUAGCAUUGCAAAUGGUCCCUUCACGUUUCCUGAAACCGUUUGCUUUUUGUAACCUUUGUGAAAAUGGGUUUUGCUCCAGUAACCUGCUUCUCUGUGUCUAAUUUGUUUUUUUUUUUUUAAGUCAUUGUUGCCAGUCCUCUUUGCAUAUUCUGUUUUCCUUAUUUAAUGCUUUACAAUUUGACUCUUGUUCAAUAAACCAGAGAAAUAGCUCAUAA
Galeopterus variegatus (Sunda flying lemur) is the source of this 3855-nucleotide messenger RNA. RefSeq names its product zinc finger, BED-type containing 1 (gene ZBED1). Gene Ontology annotation, molecular function: protein dimerization activity; DNA binding. Gene Ontology annotation, biological process: regulation of transcription by RNA polymerase II. The transcript has a single exon. Gene Ontology annotation, cellular component: nucleus. The coding region runs from base 18 to 2141 and encodes 707 amino acids. NCBI's taxonomy places the organism in Eukaryota, Metazoa, Chordata, Mammalia, Dermoptera, Cynocephalidae. The record is from RefSeq and is a predicted model, not a curated record.